Messenger RNA from Benincasa hispida (wax gourd), 468 nucleotides. RefSeq names its product MLP-like protein 34. Gene Ontology annotation, biological process: defense response. Lineage: Eukaryota; Viridiplantae; Streptophyta; Magnoliopsida; Cucurbitales; Cucurbitaceae. The record is from RefSeq and is a predicted model, not a curated record.
AUGAGCCAAAGUGAUAGCAUUUGGGCAAAGGUUCCCCUAAAAUCUCCACCUGAGAAGUUCUAUGGCUUCUUUAGGAAUCAUAUGGGGGAUUUAGUCCAUAUGUAUCCUGACCACUUCCAAAGCUUUCACUUUCUUGAAGGAGAAAGCUUCUCUACUGGCAGUGUUAUGCAUUGGCAAUACCACCUUGGAAGUCCAGCAGCUGCAAAGAUAAAGAUGAGACUGGUUGAUGAUGCGAAGAAGUUCAUAGUUUAUGAAAUUGUUGAAGGAGAUGCCCUAAAGUUUUACAAAGUAUUCAGAGCAAAACUUGAAGCUGUUAAUGGAGGCUUAAACAAAGUAGAAGGAAACUUUGCAAAAUGGACUAUUGAAUAUGAAAAGGCAAAUGAAAAUGUUCCUUCACCAGAAAACUACUUGGAAUUGGCUGUUAAAGUCUCCAAAGGCCUUGAUGCUUAUAUUUCCAAGAACUACUAA